CAGACAGAAACGUGUGAAGGAGGUUUUGUAUCUCAUAAGAAAGGGAGAAAGAAGAAGAAUGGCUGCGAAAUUUUACGACCUCACGGCCAAGCUGUUGACGGGGGAAACGUUUAACUUCUCGUCCCUUCAGGGCAAAGUGGUCCUCAUUGAGAAUGUGGCGUCUCUCUGAGGUACGACCACCAGGGAUUACACCCAGAUGAACGAGCUCCACCAGCGGUACGCCGACAAGGGGCUCGUUAUCCUGGGAGUGCCCUGCAACCAGUUCGGCCAUCAGGAGAACUGCAAGAAUGAAGAAAUCCUCCUGUCUCUGAAGUACGUCCGUCCUGGAAACGGCUUUGAGCCAAAGUUUCAGCUCCUUGAGAAGGUGGAUGUGAACGGAAAGAACGCCGAUCCCUUGUUUGUGUUCCUGAGGGAGAGUCUCCCGUUCCCCAGCGACGACCCAUCAGCCCUGAUUAGCGACCCCAAGCUGAUCAUCUGGAGCCCGGUCUGCAGGAACGACGUGGCCUGGAACUUUGAGAAGUUCCUCAUCGGCCCGGAUGGAGUUCCCUUCAAGCGCUACAGCAGGAGGUUCCUCACCAGCGACAUUGAAGGAGACAUCAAGAAGCUCCUCAGUCAGGCAAAAUAAGGAAUCCUCCAAGAUGCUCAGCCGUCCUACAGCUUCCACUUGCACCAGCCUUUGAACACAAGUUCUCACUGUUUUCCCUCCAUAGUUUCUGUAGAUGGUGCAGACAUUUCCACACCACCUGUGCUCUCUUGUACUUGAUGGCUACUGUUGUGUUCUUUUACUAAAUGAAGACAUCCUCUGAAACCAAGUUGUGUGGAGGUAAUCUGAUAAAGCGUAAAAGGCAGAACUUUUGUAGCUGCACUGGGUGCACAUAAAGCACAGUUGGCGUGACGUAUGAAGAGGACCAAUAAAUGUAUUUUUUCACGA
Molecule: messenger RNA, 931 nt
Organism: Amphiprion ocellaris (clown anemonefish)
Lineage: Eukaryota; Metazoa; Chordata; Actinopteri; Pomacentridae
Gene: gpx1b
Product: glutathione peroxidase 1b
Exons: 2
Biological process (GO): hydrogen peroxide catabolic process; glutathione metabolic process; response to selenium ion
Cellular component (GO): mitochondrion; cytosol
Molecular function (GO): glutathione peroxidase activity
Source: RefSeq, a predicted model, not a curated record